UGGCGGGCACCUGUAGUAAGAUUUGUGUUUGUAAUUUGAAUCGUUUCACAUUAUGGGAGAUCCUGACUUUGAAUUCGCUCGCCUGUUGCAAGAACAGUUCGACAGAGAAGCGGCUAAUAACAUUGUCUCACCACCAUCUUCAGCGAGGGUGCCGGUUUCCUCUAAAUCACCAUUAUCAAUUGUUGACGCAAGUUGGGAGCUGACAGAUCCCAACCCAGACAUCAGAGCCUUGUUUCUUCAGUACAACGAUCGAUUUUUCUGGGGGAAAUUAGCCGGAAUUGAGGUCAAAUGGAGUCCAAGAAUGACUUUAUGUGCUGGAUUGUGUGUGUAUGAAAGACGAGGAGGGCUGUGUUCUGUUCGAUUGAGUUUGCCACUAUUGAAACUGAGACCUAGGAAAGACCUUGUUGAAACAUUACUGCAUGAGAUGAUUCAUGCGUAUCUGUUCAUCACCAACAACGACAGGGAUCAUGAUGGCCAUGGCCCUGAGUUCCAGAAACACAUGAACAGAAUCAACAAGGAAACGGGGACGAGUAUCUCAAUCUAUCACACCUUCCAUGAUGAAGUAGCAGAGUAUAAGAAGCACUGGUGGCGAUGUGACGGGCCUUGUCAGAACAGACGUCCAUACUUUGGCUUUGUGAAGCGUGCUAUGAACCGAGCACCCUCGUCCAAUGACCCCUGGUGGGGGGACCAUCAGAGGACAUGCGGGGGAACAUACAUCAAGGUGAAGGAACCAGAGGGGUAUGGGCAGAAGAAGGGCAAGAAGGAAAAAGAAAGCAAGAAAGAAACCGUCAUUCCUGAUAAGAAAAAUGUCAAGAGUCCUGAUAUCAGAAGUUUCUGGGGUCAAGGUCAGGUGACUGGGUCCAAGGUCACGUCUGUGAAAAAGCCUCCCUCCAGUACAGUGACAUCUUCCAGUCAGUUCUCUUCCAAUGAUGAUCCACAGCUUCCUAGUCUUCCAUCCAGUUUUGGAAGUAUGAAGUCAUCAGGAGAGACAAAUCCAAACAAAAGCAAAAGUUCUAAUGUCUUCACAGAUACCAAUGGUGCUGGUUCACUAAGUAACAGAUCAAGUUCUGUGGACAUGCCAUCCAGGGAACCAAAGCCAGUCGAGGAAAAAGAAGAAGAAUUAUUUGAAAGAGAUGUGUCACAAAGGGUUAAACAAAAUCCUGUUCUUGGUAAUUCCAGAAUACCAAGUCGAACAACAGGAGUUCUGGUAAAAACUAUUUGGGACCAAACCACAAGCCCUAACCCAAAUAAGAAGCCUAGCUCAACUUCUGAUGGGGGGCCUCAAAUAUGUGAUAUCAAUUCUGUUGGCACUAAUAGUAUGUCAGACAGUGUUAAAUUCUCAGGUCAAGGUCAUGUCCUUGGCAGUUCACAAGGUCAAGGAACUAGUUUUCUUGCACAACUUAGACGGAAUAUGAACAAAUCAGACAAACUUACCAACUAUUCACCCAAAACUGACUCGAGUAUGAAUAAAAAUAUAUCUCUCAGUCCCCAAAAAAUCAGGGAAGUGCAAGCAAAUCACCUGGUUAUCACAAAGUUAGUCCUGUCAAGUCUAUCAAAGAAUGGUUUGGAUCUGAAAAUAAAACAAUCUCUCCCAACUCUCCAAAACAAGGCAGCUCCACAAAGAAGGUAAAUUCACGGUUCCCCUUCAAAAAGUCUAGAGGUUAAAGAAACCUCAUCUAUUAUUCUAGGUAAUCAAAAUUCACCAGACAAUAACAGAAAAAACAAAACAGUGUCUGUUUCAGAUGACAAUGAUGUUUCAAGCCCAGUAAAAUCACUAUUCAAAAAGGUUAAUCCUGCUUCAAAUUUCACUUCUCCACCCUAUAGAAGAAUAUCUUUGUACAACACUUCUCCAACCAAAGCCAGUCACAGUCAAAAUGACCUUCACUUUGAUGUGGGGAAUAUUCAGUCUUCCCAUAAUGAACACAUAGCAAGGUCAAAUAAAGCUGUUACUGGCUCCAAGAGAAAACAACCCUCCAGUUCCAAUGAUGUUUCAAGGAAAAGUGAAAAAAGUGAUGCUAUGAGGUCAUGGACAAGAAGACCACACUACUCAUCAUCUGACGACAGUGACAUUGAAGAAAUUUUACCACCAACAAAGAAAAGUAAGGUUGAGAACCAUAACAGUGGUGGUUCUUACCAGGUGAAGAAUGUGGACAAAUUCAAUAAAGGCAAGCACAAAGGUGGUUCUGCAAGUGCUGGAAAGUCUGUAGGAAAGAAAAAGUCUGAGAAUGCUAUAGAUCAAGGUGGCUUCAGUAGUUAUAGAGAUGAGAGAGACAGCCAAGCUUCAAGUGGUGGAGGACAUGGUCAAAGGGGAGAUAACUUUAGCAGCACAAAUACACAAGAUCCACGGCAGUGUUGUCCAGUGUGCCAAACACAGGUCCUUGCCUCACAGAUAAAUGCACACCUAGAUCAGUGCCUUACAUUUGCCUGA
Molecule: messenger RNA, 2428 nt
Organism: Haliotis rubra (blacklip abalone)
Lineage: Eukaryota; Metazoa; Mollusca; Gastropoda; Lepetellida; Haliotidae
Product: DNA-dependent metalloprotease SPRTN-like
Biological process (GO): DNA repair
Cellular component (GO): nucleus
Molecular function (GO): single-stranded DNA binding; polyubiquitin modification-dependent protein binding; metalloendopeptidase activity
Source: RefSeq, a predicted model, not a curated record